Pangasianodon hypophthalmus (striped catfish) is the source of this 5755-nucleotide messenger RNA. It is a transcript of the gene rce1a, whose product is annotated as Ras converting CAAX endopeptidase 1a. Lineage: Eukaryota; Metazoa; Chordata; Actinopteri; Siluriformes; Pangasiidae. Gene Ontology annotation, biological process: CAAX-box protein processing. The record is from RefSeq and is a predicted model, not a curated record. The coding region runs from base 148 to 1119 and encodes 323 amino acids. Gene Ontology annotation, molecular function: metalloendopeptidase activity. The transcript has 8 exons. Gene Ontology annotation, cellular component: endoplasmic reticulum membrane.
UGGCGCCCAAGUAGCAGCCUUUAACUUGUAUCUUGGGAAGUAUCGAACAGCGCGUUAGAUCUUCGUCAAUAAACACAUCUACCGCGUUUCAGGAGUGAAAAACAUUGGUCUUAGAUCGUCUGGAGUCUGCAGUGUGUCAGGUUCGCCAUGCCAGAGGGCGAUGAUUUGAUGCCGGGUUUGAGUUCACAGCAGAUCCGCAGUAGCAGCAGCGGUGAUGAGUUUGUUCCUCCUGAUGGACUCUGCUGGAUCUCUGUACUGUCCUGUUUACUGCUCGCUUGCUCCUAUGUUGGAAGUUUAUACGUCUGGAAAAGUGACUUACCAAGGGAUCAUCCGUCAGUGAUAAAGAGGCGUUUCACUAGUGUGCUGAUUGUGUCAGCUUUGUCUCCACUCUUUGUGUGGGGAUGGAAAGAGUUCACAGGCAUUCAGCCUACUCCAUCUUUAUUAGCUCUCAUGGGACUCCGAUUUGAGGGCCUCAUUCCAGCUGUCAUUCUUCCCCUCAUACUGACCAUGGUACUGUUUCUGGGUCCUCUUAUCCAGCUGGCCAUGGACUGCCCCUGGGGCUUUAUCGAUGGAAUCAAAGUGGCUGUUGAUCCACGCUUCUGGGCGUUAUGUCUGAGUGACAUGCGCUGGCUGAGGAAUCAGGUGGUGGCACCGCUAACAGAGGAGUUGGUGUUCCGCGCUUGUAUGCUACCCAUGCUGGUGCCCUGUGCUGGACCCUCCACCGCUAUCUUCACAUGCCCACUUUUCUUUGGUGUAGCACAUUUUCACCACGUGAUUGAGCUCCUGCGUUUUAGACAAGGGACAAUCUCAGGAAUUUUUCUUUCUGCAGUGUUUCAGUUCUCAUACACAGCAGUAUUUGGAGCUUACACUGCCUUUAUAUUUCUCAGAACAGGUCACCUGGUAGGCCCUGUGCUGUGUCACUCAUUCUGUAACUACAUGGGUUUUCCUGCAUUGAGUUCAGCACUGGAACAUCCACAUCGCCUUACUGUUUUGUCAUUCUAUGUGCUGGGAGUGUUGCUCUUCCUGCUCUCUCUCUUCCCCAUGACUGACCCGCUCUUCUAUGGCUGGCCCACACCAGUCUGCACUCUUGCCUCUUCACUAGGCUCCCUCUGCUCCUAAUUUUCCACAUUCCACAAUGUUCUGCUCUUCUUCAGGACCCGUGCUCUUUCGGACCUAAGAGGUCACCUGUGUCACCAGGAUGUGCAGUGUAAUGAGGAUUACAAGGGCCCCAUGGAAGGUAUGAAAACUCCCACACUGUAUCUGUGGGCAUGCUGGACAAGGUCUGUGUACUCACCAGAUCACAAGAAUUGCUCUUCCUCCGUGGAUCGGGCCAAUAAAGUCAAUAAGUCAGACUUUCCGACAGUCAGUUGGAACAGUUUAGAGAAGACGGGUAUUUAUACAUUGCUGCAUGUUCAUUGUGUUUAUAUGCUAAUAUAUUUGGAUUUGGGUUUACUUGGAUAUAGUAUUUUUAUUAUUUUAUUGUUCCACUAAGAAGGGUUCUACACUGUAUGUUGCAUCGCCACAGGGGGAUGGAUGACUUCUUUUUGUUUUUGAAUUCUCUUUGCUCAAAUUAACAUAAGCUGCUUUGUCCGGUGCUAGUACUUGAAGAGCAGUGUUUAGAUCUGCCCUGAAACGUUUAGCUUUACUCAAAUGUUUUUAAAUACCCCAUAUAGCAGGACUUAGCUCAUUAACAGGUGCAUUUCAUGGCUCAUCCAACUGUAACCUAUUCACAUAAGUUAAAUCUAGGGUUGUAAUUUGAAAAAUUAUUUUAAUCUAUUCACAUAAGUUAAAUCUAGGGUUGUAAUUUGAAAAAUUAUUGUAAGUCACUUUCAUAGUAGGGCAUAGACUUUGGCUAGAUAUAUGUGUAACUGACCUCAUGCCAGACAGCUUAUGCCAUUUAAUUAUAGAUCAAUGCGCAACAGAAAGCUGUGCAUGGAUCCAAAGCUACCUUGUCUGUUUUUGUUACUUCAGACAGUUAUUUAUAGCAUAUACCAGCUUUCUGGAUGAUGGCAGACCAUUUAUAUAAAGAGAAUUUUUAAUAACAUAUUUGAGACCAGUGAAAUCUCUAGUUACAUAUGUGACCGUGCUUCUAUGAAGUCCGGAUAACCACUCGGGGUGGUGUGAAACACCCGGAAACUUCCUUGUUCGCAUAGGCACUCAUGCCAAGCCCUUCUUACUCUGGAACCUUCUCAAUGAGCUGGUGCUGGUUCCAAACAAGGAACCCUGGCGAUUAUCCUGGGUUCAUAAAACCACAGUUACUUACAUAACUACCAUUCUAUUUCACCUCUUCUGACAGCUAAGGGUGGUGUGAAACAUUUGGAUAGCCUAUGUCAACAAUAUAAUGAGAAAGUGAAUAGUGACACCCAGGUAGCAGCAGUACAGACUUCUUGGCACAUCUCUUAAUAAGGCCCAUGGAGGAGACUGUCCUUAUAGAGUGGUAUGUCACCUUUAGGGGCUAGGCACCCAGCCCAUCCUAAAGGAAUGAUUUUGAUACCACCCAGUAGUAUCUACUUGAUACCACCCAGCCUCUUUUUAGACAAGGGAGUUAUUUUCGCCAUAACAAAUAAAUAGUGUCUGAGGAUCAGGCUGGUGUCCAAAUGAAACCCUAUGAAUCUUCUGUUCAUGGUGAGGUGAGGCCAGUUGUGGGCCAGUGCGUCGGAGAACCACAACCAACAAUGCAUUGAAUCAGCAAAGGGGACCACCUGCACCUUGUCACACCUUUGCCAGAUCUGGACUAUGAUUUUUGGGUGCAGAUGUACAGGCUAUCAUCCAUGAAUGGGCUUACCUGGGAAGAUUUUAUGCAAGACAGAGUUGCUCAACCCCCUGCUACCCUGAUGGUUCAUACUGCUGACCAUUGCAACAUUGUCUGAAUGGACCAACAUAUGGCAUUGUUUCAGAACCAGCAAGAAGAUUUUGAGGGCCAGAUGGAUUGCAAUUCCAGUUGGUUGAUGUGUUUGAUGAGGUUACACGAGGGGGCCCCGUUAUCCUGUGGCAUCACAUCGCUACCAGAUGGCUGCUGUCAUAAGUCUCUAGCAUCCUCUACAGGUAGUGAUAUUUCACAUACUGGUCUGGCAUCAUGCAUCGGGGUGCUGUGGUGGAUAGCAUUCUCAGUAAAUCUAGCCUCUAAUGAAUAAUUCACAGUCAGACCAAGCACCAAGUACUGUAAACCUGGAUGGUCUGAUCCUUGGUGGGGGCCAGUUGUCUAAGUAUGGCAGUGACUUGGUGGCCUUCAGAGUAGAUAAGAACGGACUUUGAAUUGGAAUGCCUGGCCUUGGAAGUCAAACCUUAAAACGCAUCUGUGUUUAGGGGCAAGGGGUCACACUGCACAGAUCCACAGAUGCGAACCAGUCUUUUGGCUGUUUGGGCUGAAGGCUCCACAAGUUCCUUUGGUGAGAGUGCAUGGGAUAGAUGAGGGGCACUUGGAUCUCCCUGCCUAAGGUUGGUGGGAGGCAGGGGAUUCCUUUGUGGGCAUUGCAACACUUGCCACCAAAAAAGGCCCUGGAUAGGAGGGCACAGGUUUCGUAAUCUUGAAAUCAAGUAUGGCCAUAUGGAGUAUUUGUGAGGCAUGCACAAGGAGAUGUUUCACGCCACUCCUGGAGGUUAGGAGGGGUGAAAUAGAACCACUUUAUGCACAACUAGACCGAUUGCUUUUACGUGUUGUCCAUAAGGAGAAGUAUAUUUUAUUGGUGUGAUACUCAACCUUUAAUAGUGAGUUUACAGUAGGUUUUGAUGCUCAAGCCAUUGAAAAGACAAAGAAAUAAAACAAUUAUACUAUCGUAUGCCAUAUGACAUGUAUGGUCAUAGAAAAAACAAAGGCCAGUAUUUCUUUACUAACUAAUGAGUCAUCUUUUUCAUUCUGGUGGAACUGAUAAAAAUAGUUUUAUUGUUUUAUGCAUGACUGAAGAUGGAGGAAGCUCAUGUAAGCAGUUCUUCAUUAUGAAAUUACACUCUGACCACUACACUGCAUGCUGUUACACUGCUAGCCUGUGGAUUUUGGAGCUGUACUGAAACUGGUACGCAUCAUAUUUGAUAUUGGCAUGAAGUUGAUCUGAUGCAGAAACUGAUUAACUUGUCAUAUAUGGUUUGUAGCUCAGCAUGGAAAGAGGCAACUGGCGAUGCACAUUGUUCGGAUCAUAUGGGUAAUGCUAAUAGUUUGCCUACAUGUAAAAUCAUACCAGGAAUCAAUUUCUUCUUAGAUUUUGUUUUUUAAUCUACAACAUGUUUUUAAUUAUUAUAUUUGGAAAGAACUGAAUCAUUGUUUGAACUUGCCCAUGCUUAUUUAAUUACUAGAAAGUCUCGAAAAUUACUUAUUCAGAUAGGUGCUAUAAUUUUAUUAGGCUGUUAUUAUGCUGUGAAGUGUGUAGUUAUUACUGUUGUGUCUGUCAAACUAUUCAAAUUAAACUUCUAGCAAUAAUAAUAGAUGUGACCAAAUCAGGGAUUUACAUGUAGUUCAGCUCCGUAUUUAGCCUUUAUUAGCUACUGCUGGAUCAUUUUUAAGAAAUGUGCCAUAGUUAAUUUGAUUAAAUGGUUAAAGCUUGGCUUGACAAGUUAAAAGUUUGAUAUAUGUAUCAUCAAGAACUGACAUGUUUACAUGUGGAGAAAAUUGCUUGCGAAUGCUGCUCUGCAGUUUGCUGCAUAAUUGCUUUUCUGUGGUAUCAGGACAAAUGCUGCUUUUGUGCUACUAUGCUUUUUUGUAGGCCUCAGUCAUCAGAGCUGUAUCACAUAGUACAUUUUAUUUGUAUUUGAAAAGAGCCAUCAUUUAUGCUCAUGUUACCUCCUAGAAUAAAUUCUUUAGAAAUAAGAUUAAUCGUAAACGGCCAGCUAGGAGUUAGUGAAAAAAAAAAAAGAAAAACUUUUUUCAAGUCUAUCUUUAACUUAAAGUUUUUUUUUUUUUUUUUUUUGGAUAAAUAAGGGUUCUAAAAUAUAGUAAAAUCUCUCUUAUUAGAAUGAUAGAACAUUUAUAGGAACUUAUUUUGUCUGCUCACUUGUCAGUGAAGGUAGGGAGAGCAGAAGCAUGGCACUUCAAUGACUGAUUACCUGUGGAACUGAAUUAUUUCAGUAGUUUUGUCUAUGCUCAGCGUGUAUCAGGCCUGGUCUCUUGUGGCAUAAUCUUAAGCUCUUCCUAGCAUUGGAAAACUUACUGUUCUUUACCUAGGGUGGGAUUUUUGUGAUCUUCUGUUCAAAGCAGUUCUUGUUGCAUAGUCUCAAAUUGAUUUGAAAACAUUGUUUGAAAAGUGUGUUCCUUAUGUCCACUGCUCAUUUGCUCUCUGGAUGUUUUUUUUUUUUUUUCUUCUCUUGCUUACACUUUUAAAAAGUGAUUUGCAAGCCAGAUAUUUACAUCUGAAGAUUUGAAUCUUCACUUGAGCAAAGAUGCUUUAUAUAUACACCCAUGGACAGGAGGAGCAAUAGACAUUAGAAUUUAUUUUUUCAAAUACACAAUGCUAGGUUCUAUUUCAGUAGGAUAACAGUAAGCAGGGUUUGGACUAAGGAACACUGCUGCACAAAUGUGCUGUUUUAUAACUUGUAAUUAUCAAUAGUCAAAUAUCAGAUGUUUAUACUGAGGACUAUAUUUUAUAAUCAAAUGUAUUUUGGUGUCACAUGGAAGGUUAAUGUACAUGCAAGAUGUUUUUGACCAAGGCCAUGUGCAAUGCAGUUAACACACUGAAGGACAAAUAUUUUUUGACAAUCUUUUGGGGGUCUUUCAAAUCACUCAUCAAAAACUGUUGUUUGCAAAUAAACUUAAUUUUAUAAAACA